AUGUCUGAUCAGACCAACCCGUUGCGGGCGUUGCUCCCGGCCCCAAAAACAUCACAACCGGUCCCUUCACGCCCACUCCCGGUAGCAUCGAGGAAACGACUACCAAGCACCAAAGUUGCUUGCAACGCUUGUCGGUCCAAGAAGAAGGCUUGCGAUGGCAAAAGACCCGCCUGCACACCUUGCACAGAGCUCAGGGUCCAAUGCGUCUAUAUCAGUGUCAACGAAACGGAGACGUCGGCAAUGGCCCUUAAACGAGAAAACCAGAUGCUCCGGGACAUGUUGACUCAGCUCACGGCGAUGCCUGAAGAUGUUGCUCAUCAGACGCUUCAGAAGCUGAAAUUCGCUGUCGACCCGUUCGCCUCCCUUCGCUCCGUUAGACCAUCCGGGCCAAAAGACCCCCGCGAAGUUCUGCCUCAUGUCCAUUCCAACAUCGAGUUUGAACUCGCAAGGAGACACCCUUCCGCGUACCCUCAAACUCGGAGAUUGUCGCGUAUGAAGAUGUCCGGGAGCAUGGGACCUAGGCCAGCUAAGGUGUCGCGGAUCGCACCCUCGGCCGGGGAGGGACUGCCAGUUCUGGGGGAUGGCAACCACCUCGUCACCGCCGAAACAGUGAAACACAGUCCUUCAGUCUCGUCAAAGACAUGUACUUGGCCAUACAACACAGCUUUCUUUGCCCCACCAAUGGGGCCCCUCCCUCCGCCUCCUCCGCCUAUUCACAAGGACCCCCGGUUGAAGAACCUUAACAUUGGUUUCUGGACCGUGGUGCCCAUAGCCGACCAAGAUGCAGCAGAUAUCAUAUCACUAUACCUAGAAACAGAUCAUCCUCUCUUGGGUUUGUUUGACGCUGACCUAUUUCUGGAUGACUUGAUUGGUAGUCGAUUUCGUUAUUGCUCUGCUCUCCUCGUCAAUGCCCUGCUUGCAUUCGCCUGCCAAGCGUACGCCGCAAAGCAGCCAGAGGCGUCUCGCUGGAGUCAAGAUUUUGAAGAAGAGGCAAGCAAGCUCUGGCUCGCGCAGAGCAAUGACACUCUGCCCACUAUCACUGCCUUGGCCUUAAUGAUCGAGUCUUGCGGAUGUAACGGCAAUGGCGAGCUGGACGUUCGAUACAUCAAGGAAGCAGUGGCCAUGGCCAAACGGAUGAAGCUCUUUGGUUGCUCCGAUGCGCUCACAUCUGUAGACCUUGCCCACAUGCCAGAAGCAGAGGCCCGAGCAACAGCUCAGGCUGCCUGGGGGGUCUUCAACGUUCUAAGCAUGACAUCCCAGUUCUAUCUACCGGCGACCACUGAAUAUCCACCGACUCUCCCGAUUCCGGGCAGAGGCGGCCUUGCUGUCCCUGUGAUCAAGGCUGAGCAGGCGCCAAGUAUCAGACCAAGCAGCCAAGCUUCUUCAUCGGGCUCGGAAUCAGGGUCCCAAUCACGUACCCCUUUGAAGAGAAGCCGAUCAUCGUCUUUGACAUCAUCUGUGUCGGAGAUUUUUGCGGCUUUUUGCGAGUUGUGGGUAAUAUCGUCUCGCAUAACAUGGAUGUAUCAACGCGAUGGCAGCCCUGGGUUUUCAUCGCAGGCCUUCGCCCUGGAGAAGUACAUAAACCUUCUGGCCUGGGCCGACAACUUGUCUGCGGGCAUGGAACGUGGCGAGUAUAGCCAGCCCCAAGUCCUUGUGUGCCACAUGUGGUUUCACGGCACAAUUCUUUACCUUCUGCGGCCGUUUAUCCCGAGCGAUCAGCAGCAUGGCUUCAAUUCAUGGUCGCCGUCGGCCGACCAGAUGCAUGCCUUCUUCGCAGCUUCUGUCGAGCAACUGAAAGAGCUGAUCGAGGUAUACGCGUCCUAUCCGCAGUCCAGGUUCAGCAUCUUUGGCCACUCGGCGCUCGUCCACGUGGCUAACGCCGUGGCCAACGACACGAGCAACCCGGAGUGGCGGCCCUACUUUCUGAGCUGUAUCCGCGGCUACCAGAGCCUCUACAGCUCGUUCACCGUUGCCGAGGUGAUUGCGGGGGGUCUAUUAUCGAUGGUGGUGAGGAAGGGUGCCAUGGACAUGGCGGAAGCCUUCGGCCUGCUGCAAGAGCUGAGGGCAAAGAAGAACCAGAAGCUCGUCCGCCGGGCGACGGGACUGUUUGUGACCGACCUCGAUCUGGCUGUGACAGACCGCGAGGCGGCAAGGGUGGAUCGGGUGAUGGAGAAGUUUGAGGAGAUGACGGUAUUGGACGAGUUCACCCAAGGUAUCGUCUGA
Colletotrichum graminicola M1.001 is the source of this 2223-nucleotide messenger RNA. RefSeq lists its product as uncharacterized. The record is from RefSeq and is a predicted model, not a curated record. The transcript has 5 exons. Gene Ontology annotation, molecular function: DNA binding; DNA-binding transcription factor activity, RNA polymerase II-specific; zinc ion binding. Lineage: Eukaryota; Fungi; Ascomycota; Sordariomycetes; Glomerellales; Glomerellaceae. Bases 1 to 2223 code for a protein of 740 amino acids. Gene Ontology annotation, biological process: regulation of DNA-templated transcription; DNA-templated transcription.